Messenger RNA from Daktulosphaira vitifoliae (grape phylloxera), 3484 nucleotides. RefSeq names its product long-chain fatty acid transport protein 4-like. The record is from RefSeq and is a predicted model, not a curated record. Gene Ontology annotation, cellular component: endoplasmic reticulum. Gene Ontology annotation, biological process: triglyceride homeostasis. Gene Ontology annotation, molecular function: long-chain fatty acid-CoA ligase activity; long-chain fatty acid transmembrane transporter activity. Lineage: Eukaryota; Metazoa; Arthropoda; Insecta; Hemiptera; Phylloxeridae. Bases 330 to 2471 code for a protein of 713 amino acids. The transcript has 13 exons.
UUGCCAGUGAAGUAAGACCGGCUUGCUCAGGAUAUCUGUAGUUUUUCAUGGCUUGCUAGUUGUUUCUCGUUUGUCCUAAAUUAAAAUAGUUCUUGAUUGUGAAAUGGCGUUUAACCUUGAUUGUCGAAACAAAAUAACUUGAUUAUUUAUUUAAUAUCAUCAACAAAAUUUUAUAAAAGACUUUUAAGUGUUUUUAACAGUGCGAUUAUGUGGUAUAAGGGAUAAAGUUCAAAAAGUAAAAAUAAUGUUUAUUAUUUUAUGACAGUUGAUUAAUUUGCGCGAGUUAUUCGUGUAUUUUUCAAUUGCUAAGCCUUGGAAAUUAUAACAAAAUGAAUAUCUCCGACGCUAAAAUAGAACCGGACCAGAAUAAGGUUUGCGGUGUCGAUUGUAGUAGUGAAUAUUCACGGCUAGCCGCAGUUGCUAUCAAAACUCCCGAACAGGCCGAAGAAGGAGGAAAAGCGGCUGAAGGUGGUGGACUAGCGUGCGAAUACCGGUGUGGUCUAUCGCGGCCUGUAUGCAGAGUGUUGUGUGUCGCGUUGAAAGUAACCGUCGCCGCCGUACUGUUCGUACUGUCAUCCGCAUUCGUGUGGUAUACAAUGGGUCUGCCGUUCCUCCUGCAAGUCAUCGUGGUGGCGUUUAUAGCUUAUUUAGCUAGUGGCGGUUACAAGUUCGUGUAUUUGUUAUACCGUACCGCUCCCAGAGAUCUUAGAGCGCUUUCUCGUUAUCUCUAUUUCUUAUAUACAUCAAAAAAAAUAGAAAAACGUAACUGGACUAUCGCUGAUAUAUUUAAGAACACUGUUGUAAAGAUCAAUCCAAAUAAAGUAAUUUUCAUAUUUGAAGAAAAAGAAUGGACUGCUAUACAAGUAGAAGAAUACAGCAACAAAGUUGCCAAUGCUAUGUUAGAACAAGGGUUCAAAAAAGGUGAUGUAGUUGGACUAAUGAUGGAAAAUCGACCUGAAUUUGUUGCUAUUUGGCUAGGAAUGUCGAAAAUAGGAAUAGUUACUGCACUAAUUAAUUACAAUCUUAGACUAACGUCGUUGUCCCAUUCAAUAAAUGUGGCCAGCUGUAAAUGUUUAAUUUAUGGGUCUGAACUGAUAUCUGACAUUGAAGAAAUUAAAGACAACUUACAAUGUAAUUUGAAACUUUUUGUGUGGACUAGUUCAAGUACACCAUCUGAUGACAAUAAUUAUUUGAAUACUUUGCUUGAAAAUUCUUCCACUUCUGAACCUAAUCCAAUAGAAAAACCAGGCAUUCAUGACCAUCUAUUAUAUAUUUACACAUCAGGCACAACAGGUUUACCAAAAGCUGCUGUCAUUUCAAAUAUCAGAUAUUUAUUUAUUGCUGGUGCUAUGUCAUAUCAAGUUGAUUUCAAGUAUUCUGAUCGAUUUUAUACUGCAAUGCCAUUGUAUCAUACAGCUGCUGGUAUUAUGAGUAUUGGUCAAGCACUGUUGUAUGGUUGUUCAGUAGUUAUUAGAAGAAAGUUUUCUGCAACUGGUUACUUUCAAGAUAUUUCUAAAUAUAAUUGUACUGUUGCUCAAUAUAUUGGGGAGAUGUGUCGUUAUAUAUUAGCUACUCCAUCCAAAUCAGAAGACACUAAUCACAAAUUGAGAAUAAUUUUUGGUAAUGGUCUCAAACCUCAAAUUUGGAAAGACUUUAUUGCCAGAUUCAACAUUCCACAAGUUGCAGAAUUUUAUGGAUCUACUGAAGGAAAUGCUAAUAUUGCAAAUAUUGAUAAUACCUUUGGAGCUAUUGGGUUUGUGUCAAGAAUUAUUCCUAGUAUUUAUCCCAUAUCUAUUAUACGUGUUGAUCCUGAAACUUGUGAACCUAUUCGAAAUGCUAAUGGACUAUGUAUGAGAUGUAACCCAGGCGAACCUGGUGUAAUUGUUGGGAAAAUCAUUGAAUCUAAUCCAUCAAGGCAAUAUCUUGGCUAUGUAAAUAAUAAAGAUUCAGAAAAAAAAAUUGUACGGGAUGUAUUUGAUAAAGGAGAUGCUGCAUUUUUAUCAGGAGAUUUACUUGUUUCUGAUGAAUUUGGAUAUUUAUAUUUCAAAGAUAGAACUGGUGACACGUUCAGAUGGAAAGGUGAAAAUGUUUCUACAGCUGAAGUUGAAGGAGUUGUCAGUAAUAUUGCUAACUAUCGUGAUUGUGUUGUGUAUGGUGUAGAGGUGCCUAACUCUGAAGGUCGGGCAGGUAUGGCUGCUAUUGUUGAUAAAGAUAAUACAUUAGAUAUUUCCUCAUUAUCUGAUGGAAUAAAAAAAUUACUACCAAGCUAUGCUCGACCAUUGUUUAUAAGAAAACUUAAUGAAGUUGAAUUAACUGGUACAUAUAAAUUAAAGAAAUUGGACUUGCAAAAGGAAGGUUUUAAUAAUGAUAUUAUUAAGAAUGAUUUAUAUUACUUGAAUAAUAAAGGAAUCUAUGAAAAAGUAACUGAUGAAAUAUAUAAAGAUAUUAUUAGUGGAAAAAUUAGACUAUAAAUAUUAACAAACAGAAUUAUAUGAAAAAUUGUACUAUAUAGCUUGAAAUUUAGACUUAACUCUGAAAUGUUAUAAUGAGUAAUAUAAAUGUAAUACCAAGUCUUACCAUUUUAACAUUUACAAAACUAUUUUUACAACAAAAUUUAUUUUAUAUUGUUUUAUUUUUUUUUUGUAUAAUUUUGCAUAGCUGUUUUGUACAUUAUGAACAAAUUGUUUAAGUUUAAAAUAAGGUAAUUUAAGUUGUUGCUGGUUAUGUUAUUAUAUUUUAAUGAGCUUUAAAUUAAGUUUUGUGAUAUGUAUAAUUACUAGUUUUGACAUCGAAUGUUUUAGUUGUUAAGUAAAACAAUGAUUAUAAAUUAUUGACUGUUAAUAUUAUACUUAUUUUAUAGUUUCUUAGGCUAAUCUUGCAAAGAUAACUUCUUAUGCAGUAAAUAUGAUGUAAAAAAGUUUUUUAAUAAAAUUUAAUUAUUAUGUUACCCAAGUAUUUUGUUGUGCUACAUUUAGUUCUUAGUCAAUAAUUAAAUUAUCUACAAAAAAUAAAUUUAUUUGUUUAUUUUAUCAUAAAAAUGAUAAACUAACUUAUAGUAUGACAAUUAGUAAAGACAUUCACUGUAAAUUUUAAUUUUAAAUUGUUUAUUUGCACUAAUGUAAAUUAGGGCUAGUAUGAAGGGCAUAUGAAGUGAGCCCUGUGCUUUAAAGGGCUCUGCAAAUUUAGUCAAUGACUAAAUUUUUUUUUUAAAUUAAAAAAAUUUUAGAGCCCAAAAAUAUUGUUAUGUACGAGGCCCCACGAUGUUUAACCUUAAUUCUUAUGUAAUUUUUUUAACAAUUUUUCCUUUAUAGAUAGUUUAAAAUUUUAUAUUUUGUAUUCAAAGCAAUGACACUUUUAAUCCCAGCAUGCUAUUGAAUUAUUUAAUUUUCUUUACUUUUUAUUAUGCAAGAUGAAAUCAAGAAAUUUGUUUUUAGCAGUUUAUUUAAUUAUAUUUUACAAUAAAAUUUUAGUAUUUUGUAGUUUA